This is a messenger RNA of Hyalella azteca, 4765 nucleotides long. It is a transcript of the gene Art4, whose product is annotated as histone-arginine methyltransferase CARMER. Gene Ontology annotation, molecular function: protein-arginine N-methyltransferase activity. Lineage: Eukaryota; Metazoa; Arthropoda; Malacostraca; Amphipoda; Hyalellidae. The record is from RefSeq and is a predicted model, not a curated record. The coding region runs from base 14 to 1549 and encodes 511 amino acids. Gene Ontology annotation, biological process: peptidyl-arginine methylation. The transcript has 12 exons.
CGUUGUACAAAAGAUGGCGGCCGCACGAUUAUUUGAGCACGUUUCUGUGCAUAUUUUUAAUUCUGAAGGGGACAAAAGAUUAAAAUAUAAUGUUCCAGUCAGUGUGUCUAUAGAAUAUGAUCCUCAUGGAUUAUCUUGCAAAAUUAGUAAAGAUGGGAAUGUGGAAGUGGAGAUUCCUGUUGACAACAAAACUGAAUGCUGCAAAUUUGGUGCCAAAUCUUAUGUGUUUGCUUCCCAUGAAGACCUCCUGCUCACAUUCUCCUCCACAGCUGAUGCUAGGAGGUUCCAUGAAAUCAUCUAUAAGGUUAAGGUCGGCAAAGAAGCGUCUGUUUUCAAUGAGAGAACAGAUGACUCUAGUGCAACCCAAUAUUUCCAGUUUUACAGUUACUUAUCACAACAACAAAAUAUGAUGCAAGACUACAUCCGAACCGGCACUUACCAGCAAGCCAUUUUGUCGAACAUGUCGGAUUUUAAAGACUGCAUCGUGCUGGACGUAGGGGCAGGGUCUGGCAUCCUGUCCUUCUUCGCUGUACAGGCGGGGGCUAAAAUGGUCUAUGCUGUUGAAGCUUCCAGCAUGGCGCAUCACUGUCAGACGCUGGUUAAGUCAAACAACCUGCAGAACCGCAUCAAAGUCAUAGCAGGGAAAAUAGAAGAGGUGGACCUGCCGUGCACUGUAGACGUGAUCAUUUCUGAGCCCAUGGGCUACAUGCUCUACAACGAACGUAUGCUAGAAACUUACAUCCAUGCCAGAAAGUGGCUUAAACCAAACGGCAAGAUGUUCCCUAGCAGAGGAGACCUCCAUGUCGCGCCUUUCUGUGAUGAAGGACUCUAUUAUGAACAACUUAAUAAAGCUAAUUUCUGGUACCAGAACUGUUUUCACGGGGUUGACUUGUCACACUUGAGAGACGAGGCGCUGAGUGAGUACUUACGGCAGCCCAUAGUUGACACAUUUGACAUGAACAUCUGUCUCGCCAAGUCUGUGAGACACACACUUGACUUCUCGACUGCGGCCGAGACAGAUCUCCACCAUCUUGAAAUUCCGCUUGAGUUCCACAUCCUGAAGAGCAGCAUGAUGCAUGGACUGGCGUUCUGGUUUGACGUGGCAUUCUUAGGAUCAACGCAGACAGUCUGGCUGUCUACCGCCCCCACCGAGCCUCUCACCCACUGGUAUCAGGUGCGGUGUCUGCUACAGAAACCCAUGUUUGUGAAGGAGGGGCAGCUGGUGACCGGCAAAGUGCAGCUCAUUGCAAAUAGAAGACAAUCGUACGACGUGAAGCUGUCGGUGGUGAUCGAAGGCACCUCCACGACUGGCGACAACACACUUGACCUUAAGAACCCUUACUUUAGGUAUACGGGAGCUGCUCCACAGCCCCCGCCUGGCAACAGCACAACGUCUCCUUCUGAGAACUAUUGGCAGCAGGUCGACGAGCUCGGUGCUAAGCAGGCCCUGAAUAUGGUGAACGGCAUCACAGUUAACGGACUGGGCGAGGUGGCAUUGGACCAGGGAGCCUCGCUCAUCACGCUCGACGAGUACGCGGAGUGGCGCUAGGGCGUUAGGAGGGGUCGCUGGUCUUCAGGGGGCGGUGCCCCUGCUCGCUGGGAAGCUCUCCUCUAAUCCUCCUACUUACUGGCUAUUUCAUUCGAAUUAUUGCCUCUUCAUUUCAAAAUCUAUUUUUUUUCUCAUGAAUAAUUGACCACAAAUUAAAUCACUAUUUCAUUCAAAUUAUUGCCUCUUCAUGUCAAAAUCUUGGGGGAUAAUUGACUACAAAUUAAAAUCGUGGUGUGAUCAAUUACAAUCAAUUGUAACCGCGAGGAAAUAGGGAUGAAUGUUUAGUCGUGAUUAUGAAAUUGAAGUGUUGGUGCUAAGGCUAUAUGCUUGCAAAAUAUUAUGACCUUGAAUUUACCAGAUAAUUGACGUUAAAUGAAGUCAUAAGCUGGAAAUCUCCUAAGGAGCUCUUAUUUGUGAACUAGAAAUAAAAUGUUUUCUCCGUAUCCUCCAGUUCAACAAUAAUUUACAUUGACAUAGAUUUAAAAAAUUCAAAAUCCUAUUUGAAGCGGGAGUUUACAUAUGUCUCAUAGUAACAUUAUUUUCACAUUUGUGAUGUGAAAUUUAUUUUCUUGUACAUAGAGCAAUUAUGUACGGGGAAGACCUGUCAUAUUCUCAAUAUGAACUUGCAGCUAAUUUGUCAUGUGGCAAGCUAUUAAUUGUAGGAAUAACGUCACUGCGCUGUUCGGUCGCCAAAGCAGACUUUUGACGCAGCAUUUAAUGUCAAGUCGCGAGUCGGUGUUGUGGUUAUAUCUGAAGGUUCCGUCCGCGACAUUAAUAUUGUCCACGCUAAGUUAUAGCUUGAUCAUUUGAGCGUUUCUCUAUAAAUGGGUUUGGACUCUGUGACAUUAGCUGGUAUUUUACGUUACAUUCAUUGUUUGAUUAUUGAUGGUCGGACUGCGGACCAGAGAUUUUGUUAUCUUUGUUUCAUUUUGUGGCUUUAGAGUUCAUUUCAGUUUCAGCAUCAUAUUGGUUUCAUUGGCUAUGCGGUGCACGUUGCAUAGAAAGGCCCCGCGCAAGUAGACAUAAAUUCGGAGUAAGUGUCACUUGUUUAGAGGUCGGCGAAAGUUUCGAUUACUUCACAAGUUGUGAUAUUUCGUUUCGGGGUUCUUUUAUUUUUCAUCUUAUGGUGAUAAAAUUGGGUUAAAUUAGAUCAUAUAAUGCUACAUCUUGUUCAUUACGAUCAAGCUGAGUUGAAUUGCCGUGCUUGAUAAUUAUUAAAAUCACGAUUCAAACGUAUUAUUUACAACUGUGUUGGUCCUGUAUUAUUCCAACUCUCUUAUAUUGUUCUUGAUUAGUUAAGUUAGUUGAAUGGGUCAUAUGUUGGGUCAAUACCAUGACACAUCAUCGAAAUAGUUCUCAGUUCUUGGUCGGUCAGAACGCGCGAGUUAUGCGCACUUUGCUAAUGAGAUUUGAAUGAAACUAUUACCAUUAUAUGGUAUGUGACAACGAAUAGGCUGUUAUCGAGCGCGUGGUAACGCGCCCUACUUCCAUUCGACUGUUUUAGAGGCCAAGAAAGCUAUUACAAAGCUUUAUUUGUUAAUGCAGAAGAAUUUAGAAUUCUUCUAUAAUUUAAUAGCACUUUUUUGAUGCUCAAGAUUAAGCAAAUGGCAGCCAAGCUCCUACUCGAGGGCAGACAAUUAGUUAAUUAUUUUUAGAUUCUCGUUAUCGGUCAAUCUUCAGCAGCUAAGAUCUUCGUGAAUAUUAGAUAAUUUAAGUGUGAUAUUCAUGAGAUAUUUGAAUGUCUGCACUGGCUCACUGGAAUGCCGAAAUAUAAUAAUGUCUCACUUAGACUCAUCGGCACUAACUUAUAUUUUUGGGCAUUAUUUUCUUUUAAAAGCUUGUUUAGUUUUCUUAAAUGUCCUAUUUGCUGGCAUCGUCGACUGGCGUAUGGUUCGUAGGACUUACUUCGAUGCUAACGUCUUUCGCAUGACCAGCAAUGCUCAUCGUUCAUGAGUUAUGUCCGUUGAAAUGUUCUAAGAUCAUGAAAGAUUAAUAAAACUUGGAUGAAAUGUGAUGUUGAAUGUCCGAUUUACCUCUUCAUUUUAUAAAAUUUCUUAUUCACAAUGUAAUGGUGCUUGCAUUUUUAGUAAGUAUACCGCAGCUAGACCGGUUUCCGACAUCAGCAUUGGUUGAUAGUAACAGACGUCAAUGUUGUUUGUAAUUUACUGAUAGUAUGUAUGAAAAUUAGUCUUCAAAUUGCCGGUCACUUAAUUUUUUUUAAUUUGAUUCUGUAAUUUGGAAUUAGUAUUAGAAUUUGUAAUUGUUUGGAAAUCUAAAAAUCGUAUUGUUCACGAUAUUCCUGGUUCGCCUGAUGAAUAAAUGAUUGAUUCCAGUUCUCGAUGGAAUUACAGUACCCUAUCUUAGUUUUUUUACGUGAACAUUAUUGAUGCCUUCGCACAUUAAUAUAGAAUUUCUGAACGACCUUUCGUUGGAGAGGAUUUGGGUUGUGAUUACUACACGUUCUUUCAUUAAAUCUCAAGCGUCCGUAUUAAAAUGAGGAUGACAACAUGUAAUGCUGUAUUUUAGCGUUUCCUCGGCUCAUUGGUCUUGACUUUAUUUUUUGACUAAGAGUUCUAUUCCUACUAUAGAUCUUCUCUAGAACUUCCUGCCUGGUGUUUUCUACUUGCUCCCUUCAAAAAUUAUCUCGGUCAUCGUACGUUCGCCGUUGUUAGUAAUUUUUUCAUUCAAAGUAGACUAGUAACUAAUAAAUCAAUCUACACUCGAGUGUUAGACUCUGUAGUCAUUUUUGAAGAUCGUGCUUCUGUACUUUGGUUGUUCAUGUGCCUGUCUCGUGCAAACGUCACUUCGCUUUGUAACGUUUCUUGGAAGAAUUGAAUAAUUGAGAAAUGAAUGGGAAAGGAAAUAACUUCUUAGAGAAUUGAGCACUCAGAGCUGUAAAUGAAACAGGAAUGAGCGCUCGAGAAAUUAAGGUGAAAGUGAUAUCAGUGGAGAGAAAUGAAUUAUCAAUAAAUGUAAUUGAAAAGAAAUGAUCACUCUAAGAUAGAAGUUUGAAAAUGAGCUAACGAGAAAUGUAAGCGGAAAGAGAUUAUCGCCCAAUGAAUUUGUGUGGUCCAGGAUGGCGUAAUAUUGCUACUUACAAUUGUUGGUGUGAUUUUGUGGUCUUUAUUUUCUAGAUCUGUCUUCCUCUGCUUAUUAUACUGCCAUGUUCACGCUAAUAGUGGACAUUCAGAAAGGAAAUAUACUCUAUGCUCUGAA